AUGCAGCUCUACACCCUCAACACAUCCCGUAUUAGCGAAACCUUCCAAAAAGACUUAGGCCUCCCUCCCCCAGACCCAUCCUUCAACUUCAGCACCAUGCUCCCGCGAGACAUCGGCGACGACAUCACCAACGCAGGCAAGAAAGUCGAGGAUAAAGGCGACAAUCUCGCCUCCAACGCCGCGGACGCCAUCAAAGACCCCUCCGCAGCCAUCAAGAAUCUCAAAGCCAACAUCACCGACACGGUCAACGACGGCAAGAAAGCAAUCGAAGACGCAGGCACAAAGCUGAAGGACGGACUAAAGAACGCGACCGCCGAAAUCGUCAGCACCUUCAUCAACGAAACCAUUUCCACCCUGAACAUCGAAGACUUCUACCUCGCGCACCUGAUGACGUACUGCUCCGGUCGCUACACCAAGACCAGCAGCCAAAACAUCACCUUCUGCUCCAACCACAAGCCCAACCACAAAUACAACGUCUCCACCAGCACCACCACCGCCAACUCCAGCCACACCGCCGACGACCCUUUCGCCUUCAUCACCAACCUCCAUUUCCCCGACCCCGUCGAUUUCGCUAUGAAAGCUAUAACCCUCCUCUCCAAGAUCAUCGCCGCGCUGUACAUCGUGGCCUUGAUCCUCGUCUUCCUCUCUUUGCUGACUUCCGCCCUCACCAUCCCGCCCACCUCCAAAAGUAACAUGCUGCGCUACGCCACGCUCGCGAGCGCGCUCGGCGCCUUCCUGAGUCUACUGCUCGGCACGAUAUUGGUGCAUUUCUUGUGCAAGAAGCUGCGCAUAAGGGAUUGGGGGUGCAGGCGAGAAGGGGGAGAAUUGGAUGGGGUGUAG
Molecule: messenger RNA, 840 nt
Organism: Bacidia gigantensis
Lineage: Eukaryota; Fungi; Ascomycota; Lecanoromycetes; Lecanorales; Ramalinaceae
Exons: 2
Coding region: 1-840 (279 amino acids)
Biological process (GO): fungal-type cell wall organization
Cellular component (GO): cell cortex of cell tip; plasma membrane
Source: RefSeq, a predicted model, not a curated record